GUCUUCGGGGAGGGGGAAGGCAAAAAAAGCAAGGAAGGGGGGGAUCUUCGGGUCCCCGCAGCGCUUCCCCGAUGGGCAGUUUGCUGAGCGGAGUCAGCUUCAAGGAGCCCACCACGGUGGAGGACUGUGACUCGACCUGGGAGACGGAUUCCGAGCCCGAGCCCGAGCUUCAGGACCCCGGCGGGGGAGAAGGGCCACCGUUGGAGCAGGCGGGCGGUGGCAGCAGCAGCAACGACGGCGACGACCCAGCGGCUGACCGGCAGCAGCAGCAGCCGCCGCCAGAGGAACCGCUCCCUGCGGCAGGCGGCCGGCCGGAAGCCGCCGCCACCGAGCAGGGAGAGAGCGAAGCCCCCGGGCCCGAACAGGGGGAUGAUUCAGUUGAUGUGACAGCUAAACCAAAGAGAAGUUUUUAUGCUGCAAGAGACUUAUAUAAAUAUCGUCAUCAAUAUCCAAACUUUAAAGAACUGAGAUACCAGAAUGAUUUAUGCAACCUCCGCUUUUACAAGAACAAAAUUCCCUUUAAACCUGAUGGGGUUUAUAUUGAAGAGGUGCUGAAUAAAUGGAAAGGAGAUUAUGAAAAGUUGGAACACAAUCACACUUACAUACAAUGGUUGUUUCCACUCAGAGAGCAAGGACUGAAUUUCUAUGCAAAAGAAUUAACAACCUGUGAAAUUGAGGAGUUCAAAAAAACGAAAGAAGCCAUUCGAAGAUUCCUGUUAGCUUACAAAAUGAUGCUGGAGUUUUUCGGGAUAAAAUUAAUUGAUAAAACUGGGAAUGUAGCACGAGCUGCUAACUGGCAAGAAAGAUUCCAACACUUGAAUGAAUCCCAACAUAAUUAUCUGAGAAUCACCCGGAUUCUGAAGAGUCUUGGUGAACUUGGUUAUGAGAGUUUCAAGCCUCCUCUCGUGAAAUUGAUUCUACACGAGGCUCUGGUGGAAGAAACCAUUCCCAACAUUAAACAGAGCGCUCUGGAAUAUUUUGUGUACACCAUAAGAGAUCGAAGAGAGAGGAGGAAACUUCUGCGGUUUGCCCAACAGCACUACACCCCUUCUGACCACUUCAUAUGGGGCCCACCAAGGAAGCCGAAGGUGGAAGGAAGCAAACCAAAUAAAAAGCUGGCUUCACCAGUGUCCCUUCGCAACAGCUCCACUUGUAAACAUAAAAAGACAAAAGAUCUCAAGAACGCAUCCGAAAUUUGUAACUCGAGGAAUAAAACAAACGACGAGAAAAAGACAGAGCAUAUUAAAAACGGUACAGAUAGCGACCAGAGUAAGAAAACAGGCUCCCCUGAAGUUGUUAAGCAGAGCAGUAUGGUGAAAAAUAGUAGUGCUGACUGUCACAGCACUAAAAUGGACAUUGUUGAGCCUUUGAAUCAGAAGGAGACUAUUUCUCAUUUAAAGAAACAUAAAGGCAAAAACAAGGAGAACGUUAGCCAGGACUGUAAACAUUUGGAAGACAUAGAAAAAGAUUCAUGUGAGACUAAAAACGAUUCAACAAAUAUAUCAUCCGAUAUGCAAGACAAUAUAUGUAAGGAUAAAAACCUGGCGAGCUCAUCUGUAAGAAAUAAAGAAUGAAAUCUUCUACCUGCAUAUGGCACAAUGGUUUUUCACUUGUAGAAAAUUGUUCAGGAACAAGAGAUCUUUGGUACUGGAUCCAACGCUGGCUACAACAGCUUAGCCUUGUCGGGGUUGUGGCGUCCUUAAUUUGUUUACGGUUUGUACUUCUCCCAGCUAUGUAUUAAGCUUACAAAACUGCAUAUUGCUUAAGUCUAAGAAAAAAAAACCAACUUCCUUUGAAUCUGUUUUCUAUGCAUAAAAAUCCAACAUUGAUUUUUAUUAUGUAUUUUAUUUAAACUCUCUUAAUUAAUUUUAAGGUUUUGUUUUCAAAAUAUGGAUGCAAGGUAGACUUCCAAGGAGCCAAAGUUAGCGUCUCUUCAGCCGAUAACUAUGCUAAUGUUUAUAGAGUGCCUACCACUGCUUAAAAAUUGGAAUUUAGCUGUAUUCUUAUUUAACACAGAAAGUGGACCGCAGAGACUUGAGCUAAAGUCAAGCACAGCCUUGAAUCACAACGGGCAAACUAUAUUAAUUCAGCUCUUUUUCAAGCUUGACUAUAAGGAGCCGUAAUUAAUUUCCCUGGGUUAUUAUGAGAAAAUGCAGCAAAAUAGCAAAUCGCUACCAUUUGCAUACCAGCCUCCAAACAUACUCUUACAGUUUUGUUAUUGCCAUUUUUCUUGAUGUCUCCUCUAAGACAGUGUACUGAGUGAAGUGUGGGAAAAAUUGGAUUCCAAACUGUUAAGAGUACAGUUUUUAAAUGUUUUUUUUUAAAUAAAAUACUAAAACCUAGCUCAGGUGUGAUAUUCCAAAUGAAAAGUUGGACAGGGAAUACUCAUUUACCCUAAUGAUACAUCAGCAAAAUUCUUGCGAAUGUAAAAUGGGAUAAAAUUGUAUUCUGCUUGCAUGCUUUCUGCUUUCCAUUAUUUGUUAUCUCGCUUCAUCCCCCUUCCUUUUUGUUGUUGUUCUUCGCAUGGAGUUGCACACCUCUGAGAAUGAAGGUAAGCAUUUCGUCCAUGUUUUACUUCAGUACAGAGGUGGGUUUCUGCUGGUUCACCCCGGAUUGGGAAAACGGGUAGUGGCAGAAGCGGGAGGCUGCGCCCACCCAGCCAGA
Molecule: messenger RNA, 2664 nt
Organism: Thamnophis elegans (Western terrestrial garter snake)
Lineage: Eukaryota; Metazoa; Chordata; Lepidosauria; Squamata; Natricidae
Gene: OGFRL1
Product: opioid growth factor receptor like 1
Exons: 8
Coding region: 72-1574 (500 amino acids)
Cellular component (GO): membrane
Molecular function (GO): opioid growth factor receptor activity
Source: RefSeq, a predicted model, not a curated record